UGAUAUCUUCCGUCCAUCACAGUCGUCAUGAAAAGUCGUGUAUUCUGUAGAAAGAAGCGGGCGACGUACCACAUCCCCCUCUCCUCUCUUUGAUUCUCCCUUCUUUUCCAAACAAAGACAAAAGAAUUUCAGAAACGACGACGCGCUUUCAAUGCCAUUGUCCGCAGCACCGAUUUCAAUCCCUCCACCAAACGCACACCACCAACUAUUUCGUCAUUCUCCUUCCCUUCCAGACUAGAAAAAUAGAAGAAGAUAGAUUCUUCUUGCGGUGAGAGAGAGAGAGUGAAAGAGAAGAGAUUAAUUCCAUUUUAAUCUAAUCUUAGUUUCACCUCUUUCACCAGAGAUAGAGAGAGAUUAGGAAAAUGACAGAGAUUAAUUCCAUUUUAAUCUAGUUUGAGAGAUAGAGAGAGAGAAGGGAAUCGUCGGCACGUGCAUUUAUCAGUUCUACCCAAUAAGAGCCGAGUAUAGAUAGGAAUUAAAGGCAGUUAUUAAUAUCGCUCACCUGUUUCUCUUUUCAGGCAAUGCACGCCUCUUCUUCUUCUCUCUCUCACACCAACCGCAUUUCCUUCUCUCACUUCCCUCUCUUGAUUUCUCCGCCUCUAUCUCUCUCUCUGAUCUGAGGCGAUUUGGCUUUUUGAUUCCAGUUAUCUGAAGCUUGUUUUUCUCGGAGAAUGCAGUGAUCUCUGAGAUUUUCAUGAUGAUCUGAUGUUUUUGAGCUUUGAAAUCCAAGGUUCCGAUGACGGUAAGAGCUUGGAUUCUCGUUCGGGCGGAGGAAUCUGCGGGAUUUUGAGCUAUUUGAAGCUGAUUUCAGUGAAGGACUAGUUAGUGUUACUGAUCUCGUUUCUAUGUGGCUUUCUAUGUGAAUCUGAAGCUGAUUUGAGCAGAAAAAGAGCAGCGGAGGUCGCCGGAAUUUGAUUUCUGGAAGCUUCUUUCUCUCUCUUUACGAGUGUUUUUCUUUGGAUUUUGAAGCUUUGAACGCUGUUUUGGAAGACGAGCAGACAAGAGCUUUGAAAGCUAGGGUUUGAAAAAGGAAGCGGUUGUGAUCUCGUUUCAAAGGAAAGUGAUGCGUGAUUAGACAUUUUGCGGUCUUUAUAGCUUAUUUAAGUAAAAGGUGGCUGAGAAGUAGCUUCUACUGCCGGAUUUUGCUUUCUAUAUCAGAUCCGGUCAUUUUGAUGCAUUUUCCGGCGCGUAUUGCCGGAAUGUUAGACUUCCUUGUCCGAACAUGAGAAUAUUCCGGCGAUUUUCUGCUGUCGUAUUGCUCUUCUUCUUCGGAUUGCUGACAUCUAACGUUUCUCCUGCAUCGGAAAAGGAGAUCUUGCUUGAAUUCAAAGGAAAUGUCUCUGACGAUCCUUCCAAUGUCUUGGAGUCAUGGGACCCAUCACCGGAUCGAAAUCCUUGCCUCAAUUUCACCGGCAUCGUCUGCAAUCCCAGCGGAAAUGUGGAGAAAAUCAUUUUGCAGAAUACGAGUCUCGCCGGAGUUCUCCCGCCGAGUUUGUCCGGCUUGAAAUCUUUAGGGAUCUUGUCGCUAUACGGCAAUCGGUUUUCUGGAAAUAUUCCGACCGAGUUCCAAGAUAUUAGAAGUUUAAGGAAGCUUAAUUUGAGCAAAAAUGCUUUUACGGGACAAAUUCCACAGUUUCUUGGUGAUCUACAGAGCCUUAGAUUGUUAGAUUUGUCUAUGAACUCACUCACAGGAGAAAUUCCUCAGUCUCUGUUCAAGAACUGCUUCAAAACUAGAUAUAUUUCUCUCUCACGCAACAAUAUCUCUGGUUCAAUUCCUCUUUCUAUCGCAAACUGCUCAAAGCUUGUUGGAUUCGAUUUUUCCUUCAACCAACUCACUGGAAGUUUUCCUGCAGAGACAUGUGCCCCUCCAGGCAUUGCUCAUGUUUCUCUGAGAAGCAAUUUUCUAGCAGGAAAUCUUCCAGAUCUGAUUUCCACAUGCCAAAGCUUGGAAUUUCUAGAUCUCGCUAGUAAUUCAUUUACUGGGUUACUUCCUUUCAAUCUCCUCGGGCUGAGAAAUUUGAGCUUUUUCAAUGCAUCUUCGAACCAAUUUCAGGGCGAGAUCCCUGAGAUUGGAACAUGCAGCGACAGAAUGGAAAUAUUUGACAUUUCAGGGAAUAGUGUAAGUGGGGAAAUCAGUCCAAGCAUUGCGAAUUGCAGAAGCAUCAAGGUUUUGAACUUGGGAUUUAAUCGACUUAAUGGAAGUAUUCCGGUCCAGAUUGGGAAUUUGAAGAACCUCCGCAUUCUCAGAUUGGCAGAUAAUAUGAUUGAAGGAACAAUUCCAGCAGAGCUAGGGAGCAUCGAGCUUCUUCAGAUUCUGGAUUUGCACAAUCUUCAAGUCGUCGGUGAAAUACCUCUUGUUCUAAGCAAUUGCAAGUUUCUUCUUGAGCUGGAUCUUUCUGGCAAUGAUUUACAGGGAGAAAUUCCUCAGACCCUUUACAACAUGACAAACCUGAGAGUCCUCGACCUACAUGGGAACCAGCUUAAUGGAAGCAUUCCCGUGAGUCUAGGAGCCCUUCCUCGAAUUCAAUUUCUUGAUCUAUCUGAAAAUCUCCUCACUGGGCCUAUCCCUUCCUCACUAGGAAAUUUAACCCUAUUAACUCAUUUCAAUCUCUCCUUCAACCACCUCACUGGCGCAAUUCCUGCCGUCCCCACCAUCCAACAAUUUGGCCCGACCUCUUUCAGCCACAAUCCUGGACUAUGCGGUGCCCCUCUGGCCCCCUGCUCAGGAAACUCCGGCAAUGGCCCAACCUCGGAAGGCAGGAGAACCGAGUUGCUGAGUGUUUCUGCAAUUGUUGCUAUUGUUGCAGCAGCAGCAAUCCUUACUGGGGUCUGCAUUAUCACCAUCAUGAACAUCAGGGCUCGUCGUAGGAGAGACGAUGAGAUAUUGGUAUUGGAGAGCACCCCGCCUGCUUCGACAGAUUCGAACAUCAUUGUGGGAAAACUGGUUCUCUUCAGCAAGAGCUUGCCUUCAAAGUAUGAAGAUUGGGAAGCAGGCACCAAAGCUCUUCUUGAUAAGGACUGCAUGAUUGGUGGUGGGUCAAUAGGAACAGUGUACAGAACCAGUUUUGAAGGUGGGAUUUCCAUUGCUGUGAAGAAGCUCGAAACUUUGGGAAGGAUCAGGAACCAAGACGAAUUCGAGCAGGAGAUUGGACGGCUAGGAACCCUUCGACAUCCCAAUCUGGUCACAUUUCAAGGAUACUACUGGUCUUCGACGACACAGCUAAUUCUAUCCGAAUUCAUUCCCAAUGGUAAUCUCUAUCAGCAUCUCCAUAUAUUUAGCUAUCCUGGUGCUAGCACCAGUAGCGGCAGGAGUGAACUGCACUGGUCUAGGAGGUUUGGAAUCGCUCUUGGAACUGCAAGAGCUCUUGCUUAUCUUCACCAUGACUGUAAACCCCAAAUUCUACAUCUGAACAUAAAAUCAACUAACAUACUAUUAGAUGAAGGGUAUGAAGCCAAGUUAUCUGACUAUGGAAUGGGAAAGCUGUUGCCUAUAUUGGAUAAUUAUGCUUUAACCAAGUUCCACACAGCGGUUGGGUAUGUUGCGCCAGAGUUGGCUUCCCAGAGCUUGAGAUUUGGCGAUAAAUGCGAUGUAUAUAGCUUCGGCGUGAUUUUGUUGGAACUAGUUACCGGAAGGAAGCCCGUGGAGAGUCCUGCAGCAGCGGAGGUGGUCGUGUUGUGUGAUUACGUUAGAGAUUUGUUGGAGAAAGGCACUGCAUCAGAUUGCUUCGAUCGGAGUUUGCGGGGAUUCGCAGAGAACGAAUUGAUUCAGGUAAUGAAGCUGGGGCUGAUUUGUACUUCUGAAGCUCCGUCAAGGAGACCGAGCAUGGCGGAGGUUGUGCAAGUUCUCGAGUCCAUCAAACCCGGUUCUGAAUCAUAGUUAUGAAGAGAUGGUUUGCCGGGUUGGUAUAUGGAUUUGGUAACUAAGCAGUGGGGUAGGAAGAUAGGAAGCAGAAGGUAUUGAAAAACAAAAACCAAGCUAUUCUUUCUUUCUUUUUUUUCAUUCUUUCUUCCAUUACUGUUAUCAAUUGUCAUCGGCAUUUGUUAUUUUGACAUUGAUUCCAUUGCAAAUAAAUUCUUUUAUUCAUAGAA
This is a messenger RNA of Magnolia sinica, 4089 nucleotides long. Its product is annotated as probable LRR receptor-like serine/threonine-protein kinase At1g12460. Gene Ontology annotation, molecular function: ATP binding; receptor serine/threonine kinase binding; protein kinase activity. The record is from RefSeq and is a predicted model, not a curated record. Gene Ontology annotation, biological process: protein phosphorylation. Lineage: Eukaryota; Viridiplantae; Streptophyta; Magnoliopsida; Magnoliales; Magnoliaceae. The transcript is spliced from 2 exons. Bases 1223 to 3877 code for a protein of 884 amino acids.